Messenger RNA from Trichosurus vulpecula (common brushtail), 2223 nucleotides. RefSeq names its product ring finger protein 207 (gene RNF207). The record is from RefSeq and is a predicted model, not a curated record. The transcript has 18 exons. Bases 184 to 2025 code for a protein of 613 amino acids. Gene Ontology annotation, biological process: regulation of cardiac muscle contraction; regulation of heart looping. Gene Ontology annotation, molecular function: Hsp70 protein binding; transmembrane transporter binding; zinc ion binding. Gene Ontology annotation, cellular component: perinuclear region of cytoplasm. Lineage: Eukaryota; Metazoa; Chordata; Mammalia; Diprotodontia; Phalangeridae.
CCGACCAAAUUAUCUCCCCCAGUAGCGGCAGCCACUGGCUUCCGAGGAAAAACCGAUGUCCCCCUCUGAGCCUGUAGAGAACCUCGUCCAGCAGCCUCUCCCAGCCUGGCAAGUACCUUUCCCUACCACUAAGUAACUGCGCAGAGGUGGGAAAGUGCCUUGGGAACAUCUGCGGAGAAGCAGAUGUCGGGUGAAAUCUUCUCGCCUCUGGAGAGCCUCGCUGCCCUGGAUGCCUCAAAUGGCCAUCCUCUCGUCUGCUUCCUAUGCCAUGGGCAAUACGAGCACCCGUGCCUGCUAGAUUGUUACCACAACUUCUGUGCCAGCUGCCUGCGGGGCCGGGCCGUAGAUGGCCGUCUAGCCUGCCCGCUUUGUGGCCACCAGUCCGUGGUGAAGGGAGCCAAUGGGCUGCCGCCUGUGGACCGGCUUCUGCAGUUCCUGGUGGAUGGCUCCUCUGAGGGCGAAGAGGCUGUGCGCUGUGCCAACUGCGAUCUGGAAUGCCCAAGCCAGGAUGCAGAGACCACCUACUUCUGCAAUACCUGUGGUCAGCCACUCUGUGCUCACUGCCGGGAGGAGACUCACAAGGCCAAGAUGUUCUCGCUCCACGACAUUGUGGCUCUGGGCAAACGUACCAAGGACACCCACAAGAAGUGUUCCUUGCAUGGUGAGCCUUACAUUAUGUUCUCCACUGACAAGAAGUCCAUGCUGUGUAUUCGAUGCUUCCGGGACAUGCAGGGGGAAAGCCGGGCUCACUGUAUCGACAUAGAGACAGCCUACGUGCAAGGCUGUGAGAAGUUGGACCAGACUGUCAUGGCCGUGAAGGCUUUGCAGACUUCCACUCGGGAGGCAAUCACCCUGCUGCAGACCAUGGUGGAGGAGGUGAGGCGCAGCGCAGCCGAGGAGGAGACUGCCAUCCACACCCUCUUCAGUAGCAUGCAGGAGAAGCUGAUGGAGAGGAAAGCAUUGUUACUGAAGACAGUGCGGAGCCAGUAUGAAGAGAAAGACAAGGCCUUCAAGGAUCAGCUCUCCCACCUGGUAUCCCUGCUGCCCACACUGCAGGUCCACCUGGUCACCUGCUCGGCUUUCCUCAGCUCAGCCAACAAGGCAGAAUUCCUGGACCUGGGAUAUGAACUGAUGGAGCGCUUACAGGGUAUCGUCUCCCGGCCCCACCGCCUGCAGCCAGUGCAGAGCAGUAAGAUCACCAGCGACCACCGCGCUGAGUUCGCCCGCUGUCUGGAGCCGCUGCUGCUGCUAGGUGCGCGCAGGGCGCCGGCGACCGGGGCUGCAGCCACCAUGCUUUCUGGGUGUUCAACUACAAAGGCCCUGCUUAGUUCUGGCUGCCCAUCCCCAGGUGGAAAGAUGUCUGGGUCACCUAUCCACAAGCCCACACUGCACCGAUCCAUCAGCACUAAGGUGCUGCUGGCUGAGGGAUGUGACACCCUCUUCACAGAGCAUUGCCGUCACUACGAGGAGGCAUACAAGACCCUGCAAUCUGAGAUUCAGAACCUGAAGGACCAAGUACAAGAAUUACAUCGGGACCUCACCAAGCACCAUUCCCUCAUCAAGGCAGAGAUUAUGAGCGACAUCCUGCAGAAAUCCCUACAGGUGGAUGGGCAUAUCGCUUCCAAGUACGCCUCGGUAGAAAUGAUGAGGCCAGUCUUUGAAGAGACAUGGGAGGAAACCUAUCAGAGAGUGGCAAAUGAGCAAGAAAUUUAUGAAGCCCAGCUCUACGAUUUGUUCCAGCUGAGACAAGAGAACAGCUAUUUGAUCAGUAUCACCAAGCAGAUCACCCCUUAUGUCCGUUCCAUUGCUAAGGUGAAGGAAAGGCUAGAACCCAGAUUCCAAGAACCUAUUGAUGAGCAGUCGGAGAAUUUGCAAAAAAUAUAUGAAGACAUGGUGGUGAUCAAUGAGAAUCAAACCAGAAAUGAGCCAACUAGUAGUUCUGAAGAGAAGAGAGAAGACGCUGGAGUCCAACAAAGGGGACAACCUAAUUCUGAACAGACUCCCAGAAAAACUCCCGAAAAAUAACAGCCAUUAAAGAGAUCCAAAGAGAAAUAUGGGAUAGAUACCACCACUAGCAAAGAAUCCACAGCUUAGCAAAAGAGACUUGUAUUAUCAGGUUGGUUUGGUUGUUUUUUUUUUAAGUAGAUUCAAAGUUUCCUUCCAUCACACUUAGCAAAUAUAACGGAUAAUUUUGCCAAAAAUAAAUUGUGGACUUAGCUAUCA